Molecule: messenger RNA, 4612 nt
Organism: Oryzias latipes (Japanese medaka)
Lineage: Eukaryota; Metazoa; Chordata; Actinopteri; Beloniformes; Adrianichthyidae
Gene: mtr
Product: 5-methyltetrahydrofolate-homocysteine methyltransferase
Biological process (GO): tetrahydrofolate metabolic process; homocysteine metabolic process
Cellular component (GO): cytosol
Molecular function (GO): zinc ion binding; cobalamin binding; methionine synthase activity
Source: RefSeq, a predicted model, not a curated record
CCCGCGUGGGUUUUGUUGUGAAGGCAUUGCGAGCCCGUGGACAGACGGGGACGUUUGGUAUCCUCCUCCAGCUCCUCAAACGGACUUCGGGGCUGCGGUCAGGCCGCGCCGUUCCGCUCAUGGCACCGACUAACGUCUCCCGCCUCCGCUCCGCAGACGCAGCAGGAUGCAGGCCUCAGCUGGAGGCGGAGCUGCGAGCGCUGCUGCAGCAGAGGAUCCUGGUCCUGGAUGGUGGAAUGGGAACCAUGAUCCAGCAGCAGCAGCUGGACGAAGGCGACUUCAGGGGAGAGGAGUUCAAAGCCCACCCCCUGCCUCUGAACGGGAACAACGACCUCCUCAGCAUCACACGACCCGACGUCAUUUACAAAAUCCACAAGGAGUAUCUGCUGGCUGGGGCCGACAUCGUUGAGACCAAUACCUUCAGCAGCACUUCCAUCGCACAGGCAGACUACGGACUUGAACACAUGGCUUAUCUUCUUAACCGGAGAUCGGCAGAGCUCGCAAGGAAGGCGGCCGAUGAUGUCACCAAACAAACCGGUGUGAAGCGCUUUGUGGCGGGAGCGUUGGGUCCCACCAACAAAACCCUGUCGGUUUCACCGUCUGUGGAGAGACCGGACUUCAGGAACAUCACAUUCGAUGAGCUGGUGGAAGCCUACUCGGAUCAAGCCAGAGGCCUGCUGGACGGAGGAGCAGACAUUCUCCUUGUUGAAACCAUAUUUGACUCUGCCAACGCCAAGGCCGCCCUGUUCGCCAUCGACCUCCUUUUUGAAAAGGGCUAUGAGAGGAGGCCCAUAUUCAUCUCGGGGACCAUCGUUGACCGGAGUGGACGGACGCUGUCGGGUCAGACAGGAGAGGCGUUUGUUGUGAGCGUCUCGCACGCCAAGCCCCUGUGCAUCGGGCUGAACUGCGCGCUGGGGGCAACAGAGAUGAGGCCGUUCAUCGAGGCCAUUGGAAAGAACACCACAGCCUUCAUCAUCUGCUAUCCUAAUGCAGGUCUCCCCAACACGUUCGGAGGAUAUGACGAAACUCCUGAAGUGACGGCUUCUCAUUUAAAGGAUUUCGCCACGGACGGCCUGGUGAAUGUCGUAGGGGGAUGCUGUGGGACCACUCCGUCACACAUUAGAGCCAUAUCUGAGGCAGUCAAACACCGUCAACCCAGAGUCCCGCCUACUGCUAUUUAUGAAGACUACCUGCUGCUUUCAGGUUUGGAGCCCUUCAAGAUCGGAUCCCACACCAACUUUGUGAACAUUGGUGAGCGCUGCAAUGUGGCCGGCUCACGGAAAUUUGCCAAGCUGAUCCUGGCUGGACACUACGAGGAAGCGUUGUCCAUCGCAAAGGCCCAAGUGGAGAUGGGGGCUCAGAUUCUGGACAUCAACAUGGAUGAGGGCAUGCUGGAGGGACCAAAGGCCAUGGCCCGCUUUUGUAACUAUAUAGCAUCUGAGCCAGAUAUCGCACGGGUCCCUCUGUGCAUCGACUCCUCAAACUUCGCCGUGAUUGAGGCGGGGCUAAAAUGCUGCCAGGGGAAGUGCAUCGUCAACAGCAUCAGCCUGAAGGAGGGAGAGGAGGAGUUCCUGCUCAGGGCUGCCACCGUGAAGCGCUAUGGAGCCGCUCUGGUGGUCAUGGCGUUUGACGAGGAGGGACAGGCCACGGAAACCAACCGCAAGAUCCAGAUCUGCACUCGUGCCUACACACUGCUAGUCAACCAAGUGGGCUUUGAUCCCAACGACAUCAUCUUUGAUCCCAACAUACUCACCAUUGGGACGGGAAUGGAGGAACACAACAACUAUGCCGUCAACUUCAUCCAGGCCACCAGGCUCAUCAAGGAGACCUUACCGAGGGCCAGGGUGAGUGGGGGUCUUUCCAACCUGUCCUUCUCCUUCAGAGGCAUGGAGGCCGUCAGGGAAGCCAUGCACGGAGUCUUCCUGUACCACGCCAUCAAGGAUGGAAUGGACAUGGGCAUCGUGAAUGCUGGAAGUCUACCGGUCUACGAUGACAUCGAUAAAGAGCUGCUGCUGCUGUGUGAAAACCUGAUCUGGAACAGGGACGCAGAUGCAACAGAGAAGCUCCUGGCCUACGCUCAGAACAUCGUGAAAGGCGGGAAAAAGGUGGUUCAGACGGAUGAAUGGAGGGAAGUGAGCGUGGAGGAGAGGUUGGAGUACGCUCUUGUUAAGGGGAUCGAGAAGUACGUGGUGGAGGACGUGGAGGAGUGCCAGGCUCAGGUGAGCCGCUACAAAAGACCCAUCCACAUCAUCGAGGGCCCCCUCAUGAAUGGCAUGAAGAUGGUGGGAGACUUGUUUGGAGCUGGGAAGAUGUUCCUGCCACAGGUGAUCAAGUCGGCUCGUGUGAUGAAGAAGGCAGUGGGCCACCUGAUCCCUUUCAUGGAGAAGGAGAGGCUGGAGCUGAUGGCGGCAUCAGGGUCUGCAGAGGAAACGAGUCCUUAUCAGGGCACCAUUCUUCUGGCUACGGUGAAGGGAGAUGUCCACGACAUUGGGAAGAACAUUGUGGGCGUGGUGUUGGGAUGCAACAACUUCAGGGUCAUCGACCUGGGCGUGAUGGUGCCCUGUGACCAGAUCCUCAGAGCGGCAGUGGCUCACAAAGCUGACAUCAUCGGUUUGUCGGGCCUCAUCACUCCGUCUCUGGAUGAGAUGAUUUACGUGGCCAAAGAAAUGGAAAGACUUGGAAUGAGAGUGCCAUUGCUGAUUGGAGGAGCCACCACCUCAAAGAGACACACGGCGGUAAAGAUCGCGCCGCGGUACAGCUGCCCUGUGAUCCACGUGCUGGACGCCUCCAGGAGUGUGGUUGUGUGCUCACAGUUGCUGGACGAGACCAUGAAGGAGGAUUACUUUGAGGAGCUGAAGGAGGAGUACGAGGAGGUCAGGCUAGAGCACUACGACUCCCUGAAGGAUCGCAGGUAUUUGUCUCUGUCUGAGGCCAGGCAGAAGGCUUUACACCUUGAUUGGUCCUCCAUGCCAGCACCAGUGCUCCCUCAGUUCCUGGGCACCCGCGUGUUCGAGUGUUACGACCUGCACCGUCUGCUGGACUUCAUCGACUGGAAGCCUUUCUUUGAUGUGUGGCAGCUGAGGGGCAAAUACCCCAACAGAGGGUUUCCCAAGAUCUUCAAUGACAAGACUGUUGGUCCGGAGGCUCGCAGACUCUUCGACGAGGCUCAGCUGAUGCUCAGCGACAUGAUUGACAGUGGAACGCUGAAAGGGCGGGGCCUGGUGGGGUUCUGGCGUGCGCAGAGUGAUGGUGAUGACAUCCACUUGUACAACCACAGUGAGAGGGUGGGCGUGGACACACGGCCCGUCGCCACGUUUCAUGGACUGCGGCAGCAGGCCGAAAAAGAUGGCGCCAGCUCGGAGCCCUACCUCUGCCUUUCUGACUUUGUGGCGCCCGUUGACAGCAACGUCGCCGACUACGUGGGGAUGUUCGCUGUGGGAAUCUUUGGAGCUGAAGAGCUGAGUCAGCAGUUCCUGGCCCAGCGGGACGAUUACAGCAGCAUCAUGGUCAAAGCCCUGGCUGACCGUUUAGCAGAGGCGUUUGCUGAGGAGCUCCACGCUCGCGUCCGGAAGGAGCUGUGGGCCUACAGCACCGAAGAAGCUCUGCAGGCCUCGGACCUCCACAGACUCCGGUACCAGGGCAUCCGGCCCGCCGCUGGCUACCCCAGCCAGCCCGACCACACGGAGAAGAUCACCAUGUGGAACCUGGCCGCUGUGGAGGAGAAGACGGGUAUCGCCCUGACGGAGUCCCUGGCCAUGACGCCCGCUGCCUCCGUGUCCGGACUUUACUUCUCCAACCCUCAGGCCUCGUACUUUGCUGUGGGAAAGAUCACCAAAGAGCAGGUGGAGGAUUACGCCCGGAGGAAAGAGAUGAGCGUGGAAGAGGUGGAGCGCUGGCUGGCUCCCAUCCUUGGCUACGAGCAGGAAGAUUAGGGUGUGGAGGGUCGGGUUUCCCGCCCCGUUCCGACCUCCACAGCCUCAAACUGGCUGCUUGGUGCCGGAAAACGUGUGACCGGAAGGACCGAUCCACUCAAUAGUCUUAACACCCAAAACUGAAAGAGGUCCAUCUGUUUCCAAACUGACCCUAGAUCUGCUCUUAAGGUGAAUCUGGCAGACGUCCAGAUCAUUUGUGUUUUAUGUUUUAAGGUUUGGGCUUUUAAAGUCUUACGUUUUUUAUUCCUAAAACCAGAAAAGUACGCACAACCCUCGUAGCUUGAAAGCUGAACAUUAAAAACAUUUGAGAAACUGUUUUACCUGAUGCAGGUUCACAUCCAAACAUGCUCACCUGCAGAGCUGCUGCACAGGUGACACCAGAACUGGAACCUCCCUGACACGUGCUGCCCUCUAGUGGCGCCGCAGGUGAGCUGCUGAAGGUCUGCAGGUGAUUCCUGCCUCACGAUGAUGACUAAUCUAACAUUUAAGCUGUUUGGAAAACUAAAAAUGUAUUUUUUAAAUUCUAUUUUUAAAAUUACAUUUAGUUUUUUUAAUUGAAUAUUUAAAAAACAGGAAAAAACAGGAAAAAUGGACUUAGCACUUUUGUCAUCAUGAUUUUAUACUGUUUUUGUAAUUUCUAACACUGUUCAAAACAAUAAACUCAUUUCUCUCUAAAUGAA